Colletotrichum aenigma is the source of this 639-nucleotide messenger RNA. RefSeq lists its product as uncharacterized. The coding region runs from base 1 to 639 and encodes 212 amino acids. The transcript is spliced from 3 exons. The record is from RefSeq and is a predicted model, not a curated record. Lineage: Eukaryota; Fungi; Ascomycota; Sordariomycetes; Glomerellales; Glomerellaceae. Gene Ontology annotation, molecular function: protein binding.
AUGGGAGAUGCACUUCACUGUUUUGAGUACGGCGAACUAUCGUCAGCCUUGAUACGAAGAUCAGAGGCUGAUGUUCGUCGACUCCUGGGCCAGUCAUCAGACUACAUUUACGAAAGAGGCCAUCAAGGGCAAACCCCGCUGCAUAUUUCUGCUGGCUGGCCUCAGGGUUUGAACAUACUCUUCGAAUUAGCUGGUGACCUAUGUAGAUCCAUCAUCAACACUGUGGAAUCUACAGGCAUUGCGCCGAUAAACUGCGCAAUUCAUUUGCAUCAGACGGAAUCCAUCAUCAUAUUGCUGAAGCAUGGCGCGGCUAUCGAUCUUGAGGAUACAUCCGUCUAUUUCCCCACCAAUCGGGAUGGGGAAACCGACCCACAAACCAAAGAAGUUUGCGACCUCCUAGCUGCGACUCUUGCAAAUCGCAGAAAGGAGCUUCUCCAGUACGCUCUCAUGCAGCUCGCGGAGUCCGACGUAGUGCGUUUCGAUUUGCGGGAUAUAUCGAUGUUACAACACAACGCGUUCGAAGUUGUCGAGACCAUGAAAUCCAAGGGCAUUCAGCUUCCGGUGAUGUGCGGAAGCGUUAGGCAAGGGCUGGCUUCAAUGUUGCUGAUUCGUAUUGGAAUGGAUACGCACCUCUGUUGA